UAAUUUAUGGAUAUAUUAGUUUAGAGGAUAAGUGAUAAGUUUUACGCCCCAUUUACAGUGCCAUAAGAUAGUUUAAUCUAGGGUUAAUAUAGAAUAUAAUUAUAAAUAUAUCAAGAUGGGUAAUACGCCAACAGGCGAAAAAGCGCACAAGGCAGGAAAAUCACCGACUAGAAGUCGAAACUUUAUAAGAAAUCUAAACAGAAAAUCGUCCGGGAAAGAUAAAAAACACGGCCGUAAAAAGAGCAACGCAAAACGAGAUAGGGAGUUCGAUAAAUCCGAAUCAGAUAACAAUGAAGCGAUUGAGGCUUCCGAUAACGAUACGGUCGAGUGCGUGAGAGAGGAGAGCGGGGUCGAUGUGGAAACGAGGAGUGUGCAGUCAGUAACGGUGACCAGGUGCGGGUUGCGGUCACCGACCCGCGACCACUCCGCACCUUGCCUGCCGCAACCUUCACCCGCGGACGAGUCACCCGACUCAGUGUUCACGGAUCCUCUCACGCCGCUGGCCGCUAUCGAGCUCAACCAGUGCUACUACUCCGCGGAAAGUGACAGUACCCACGGAGUACUCACGCUCACACCACAAACAGAUGUCUCACUCGACAUGCCACACGAAGAAUCGCCGCGUUUAGAAAAAGAAAAAAGUGACAUUUCCGAUGACACAAGUGACAGGGAUGAGAAUAACAUGGGUGGUAUUUUCGUGAAAUCACACGAUGAUGCGGGAGACGAGCGUACAGUGGAUUUUAAUCAUGAAUAUCCAGACGACAGACCCAAAAACACAUUUACUGUGUCGAAGCACAGGAAGGUUGAGUUGCCUCGAGUAGCGGCUCAAACCUCUCUCGCCAUUAUAGAUGGAAACGUUAAUGAUCGAAGACAUUUGAGUUUGAGCGAGCCUGUCCCAGACUCCAAUGUUUUGAGGAAAGUGGCUUCGCUGACUCUGGAUAAGCACUCGGAGAGUAAACCAGUACGUCCCAAGUUUGUUCCGGACAAAUUGGACUUCCAGCUCUAUGAAAAGUUUGAAGGCCAAGUGCUACUAAAUUGGUUUGUAUCAGCCACUGAUGAUACUGUGUCAAAAAAUGUUUUGAGUGCAAAUGACUUGAGAAGUCUUGGUAUACAGUAUUGUACACAUUUACUAUCAGCGGGUGUUCUGCGGCAAUUACCAGACAAGAAUGCACCAAUAGAAAAUACAUUUAAGCCAAGCUUAAUGUAUUACUGGGCACAUAUGGAACCACCAGUUGCACAACCCAUAACACCUGGUCGACUUCAAACAAGUUCAUGGCCUCCAAAGCAAGAAACACACACAAAAAAUAAUACAUUUGAGUCUUUAGAUAAUAAAACACAUUUUCUUUUUAAUUAUAUUGAAGAAUUAGAUAGAAUAAGUGAUAUUUCAGAGGCCAAGAUAAUUAUAGCUGAUUUAAUAAGAAAAGUGCAUGAAUUAGAAUUUGAAUUAAAUAAAAUUAAAGAUAAUUCAAUUGAAAGUUUGAGUAAUAACAAAAAUCAAAGUUCCGAUUACAUUACAAAAGAUGUAAGGUGUAAAGUUGAAAUUGGAAGGAAUGAAGUUCAUGCAAACAAUAAUGGCAAUGAACAUAGAAUGUUGAAUGAUAAAUCUGUGAUAAAUGCAUCUAUGUUUGAUAUAUUAGAGAGAAACACACCCCCAACAAUAUGUUAUGACUGUAAUGUAGCACAAAACAAUUUUAUUCAUAAAUUGAAUUAUAAUGAAACUGAGUCAAGAUCUGAUAAAAUAGAAAAUUAUUGUAAGCUUAAUAAAAGUCGAGAGAGUAACAAAGCAUAUAAAAAACAAUUUGCAGAUGAAGAAAAAUGUUUUACUUAUGAUAUAGUCACAAAAAACUAUGAAAAAGAACAGUUUAAUGAGACUGAAAACUUGAAUGGCCAAUCAAGCCCCAGUCAUAACAAAAAUAUAUUAUGUGAUAGUUCCUCAGAUGGUUCAUUUGUUACUACUGAUAAUGGUGUAUCUAAAAAUCAAUAUAAUAAGUUAAUAGGCCUUGAAACAUCUUUUGAGUCUGAAAAAUAUCCAACUGCCAUGCUCUUUAAUAAAUCUAGCAACAUUUGUCUGAAUUCUAAGACAUCUUUAGAACAAACCCACUCUGAGCAGAGUUGGAAAUCUGUGUCAAUAUCACAAGAACCCCAGACUGAAAUACAAAAUGAAGAUUUAGAUAAUAAUGACUUAAAAGAAAAUAAUGAGGAUGAUAAUUCACUAACACCUACAAUUAUUAUUUCAACCUCAACAAAAUCUCAAAAUAUAUUAGAGUCAUCAUCCAAUACAAUUGACAUAUUAACAAAGUUAGCAAUUGUUGAAGCAAACGAGCUUUCACCACGUCUUGAACAAGUAUCAUCAUCACCAUCAAUGCUGGAAACGCAAACCUCACGUGAUACUGAUCAGACUCCCUUAAUAAAAAUAACAGAAAAACCAGCAACCUUAGAUCAUCCUCGAAUACCUGAAAUAGGUCCUUUACCUGCUUUAAUACCUGAAAUUCAUCCGUUACCCGCACUGAUGUCAGAUACUGUUCCAUCAUCUAUCGCAGAUAUCUGCUCAAGACCCACUUCUUUACCUGAAACCGAUCCAUCCUCUCCUCCACCGCCCGUGCCGAGUAUGGGCCCCCCACCACCACCCAUGCCUGGAACAGAUACGCCAUCAACUACAAUCACCGAAACCAUGCCUUUAGUAAGCCCAACUCUUACACCUAUUGCAAAAAUAGCCCCAAAGCCACCACCAAUGCCUGAUAUGGACCCACCACCACCACUAAUGCCUGAAAUGGUCCCAACGCCACCACCUAUGCCAGAUAUGUGCCCACCGCCUCCACCAAUGCCUGAAAUGAGCCCAACAUCGCAAUCAAUGUCAAGUCUAGGCCCACCGCCACUUCCAAUGCCAGGAGUGGGCCCACCUCCGCCACCUAUGCCAGAUAUGGGCCCAACACCUCCACCAAUGCCUGAAAUGGGACCACCACCACCGCCACCACCAAUGCCAGGUAUGGGCCCACCGCCACCACCUAUGCCGGGUAUGGGCCCACCACCACCACCACCUAUGCCUGGAAUGGGUCCACCACCGCCACCACCUAUGCCGGGUAUGGGCCCACCACCACCACCAAUGCCUGGAAUGGGUCCACCACCGCCACCAAUGCCAUGUCUAGGCCCACCGCCACCUCCUUCACCUGGUGUGGGCCCACCGCCGCCUCCUCCAAUGUCUGGAAUGAGUCCUCAAUCAACCUCUAGUAAUUCAAGUCUGACAUCUGGUCCUGCUCCAUUUCCUAUGCCCCCGGCAGGAGGCUGGACUAUGCAAAGAGCUACAUUGAGAAAAAAUCCAAUAAAACCCGCUUUUCCUAUGAAGCCUUUAUACUGGACACGAAUACUUGCAACACCGGCAGUACAAUAUCCUGAAACAGUAUCACGGGGUGCAGGGCUCACACCAUUAUGGCUAGAAAUUGAUGAAACAAAAUUGGACAAUAUUGAUGAAUUCACAGACUUGUUUUCUAGACAAGUCGUAAAAGCGCCGGUGAAGAAGAAAGUUGAGGUGAAAACGAAAAUUCAACCGAUGAAGCUCUUGGACAGCAAACGGUCACAAAAUGUCGGUAUACUCUCACAUAGUCUGCACGUAGAAUUCUCGGAAAUAGAGAAUGCUAUUUAUAAUUUCGACACAUCCGUUGUAAGUUUGGAGGCACUGCAACAAAUAUAUGAGUUGAGAGCUACACCUGAGGAAUUGUCAUUAAUAAAAGAGCAUCUAAACAACAAUCCCAGUGUUCCAUUAGACAGACCGGAAGCAUUCCUCCAUGACUUAUCGGGCAUUCCAAAUUUCGCUGAACGGAUAGCGUGUUUUAUGUUUCAAGCGGAGUUCGAAGACGCCGUUAACACUACAAUGCACAAAUUAGACAAUUUAAAGCAUACUUGUGAGUUUCUCAUGACAAGUGAAUCUCUGAAGCAAGUGUUUGCAAUCAUAUUAACACUUGGUAACUACAUGAACGGUGGAAACGGACAAAGGGGGCAGGCUGACGGCUUUGGUCUUGAAAUUCUUGGCAAGCUGAAGGACGUCAAAUCGAAGCAGCCGACGGUGACACUGCUGCAUUUCAUCGUGCGUACGUACAUGCGUGCGAGGGGCGGGGCGCUAGCGGUCUCGUGCGAGCUGCCCGUACCUGAGCCGGGAGACAUUGCACGCGCCGCUGCACUAGACUUCGCUGAUGUCAGCGCCAAUCUCGCUGCCCUGCGCAAACAGCUGGAAGGUUGCAUUGACAUGAUGAAGAAGGUGGUUGAAGCCGAUGAGUUGAGGAAAGCGGACAAAACCAACGACAAUAAAAGACUGGAUGUCUUCAAAGAUAAGAUGACAACGUUCCUGGACGCAGCUCAAGAUAAACUCAAGGCUGAAGAGGAUAAUUUGACGGAGUGUCGCAGCAAGUUUAUAACGACUGUCAAGUUCUACCAGUACAAGCCGAAAUGCGGCAAAGUUGAAGACUGUGAGCCCAAGGAGUUUUUCGCGCUUUGGACCUCAUUCUGCAGCGAUUUUAAAGACAUAUUUAAGAAAGAGGAACAGUUGGCUUUGAAGGAGAAGUUAAAAGAAACGAAAAAGCUACAGCACCAAAGAAAACCACUUUCUCAACCAAUGAGGGAAGGUGGCCUAAAGGACAGGAUACGGAAGAUGUCAAGACAAUCUUGAUUAGCUCAUCAAUACUCAAUGUAGUAAAUACUUUUGCAUACUUUAUACAUUCCUGGUGAUUUUGUACUUAUUUAGAUUGUUAGAAAGUCAGUCUCAAAUAGAAUUUACUGUGUUUUUAUAUGAUUUGUUGGGCUGUUGAAGAAAUCAUGGGCAUUUAAUAGGUACUAUGUUUAAUUAUAAGUUUAUAGUUAUUAUUUUGAUUAGUCAUCUGCACCUAUCUGAUCAAAUUGCAGCGUACAGCAACAUUCCGAACUUAAAUUGGUGCAUAAAAAAAUGCACUAUAAGUUUUAGCUCGCAUAGCAUUAUGUUUAUCCUCACCUAGUCUGGGGUUUUCCUCUUUCACAUACCUACGUACACGGACUAGUAAAACAAUAAGGACUGCGUGUCACCUUACAUAACAGUGUAGCACCAAAACAAACCGAUUAAAUGUGUAAAUACAUAGCCCCACACACACACUUACACUACUACAUGCCGAUCGGCGGCCAUUAUGAGAAUUGUCAACGUCUGUGACAGAUCAGUUUGCGUCUCAAUAAAAUAUUUUAAAAAUACCGUCGUGCGUUGUGAAAAAGUGUAAAAACGAUACUUUAUAUGUAUUUGUGGCCAUAUAUGAUUAUUUAAGGGAUAAAAAUUGUGUAACUAGUAUCCCCCGUAACCGCACACACACUAGCAUAACGGUGCUUCACUUGCUAAUAUCACGGCGCGGAGUCCUUCUUUUUUUACUCGUCCGUGCCUACUUAAAGCUUAGUACUGGCGCUACAAGCUGUCGUGUACAAAUAAGACUGAAUAUCGCACUUGCCCUUUGACUAAAUAUUUUUUUUUCUAAGAUUUUAUGGCCUGGUAACGGACUAAAUUAUUGCAUAUAACUAUCAGACGUAAGUCUAUUUUUUUAUUUAUUUGCAAGCAUCGUAGUCAAGGUGAUUUUGUUAAAUUUAUCUCAGUCAUCCGCGAGCGGAAGGAAAAAUAUUAAUAAUAUAAUAAAUAUUAAUUAAAAUAUACCUAGUUGUUGAGCGAAAUAGAUAGUGGAAAAACAAUGGGAGCUUUAGUAGAAGGGGUAUAGUUUUGGAGUAUUUUUGUAAAACAAACAUUAUUUAAUUGCAUCGCCGCCAUUUUGAUAGUCGCCAUCUUGGUUUUUUGUUACCUAUUUGUCGAUAUAGUUUUAUAUCUAUUGAUAGCACAUAGACAGACGAACAAAUGAGUCCAGUAUGAAGGUUCUCGUUAGAACCCGAAAAAUGAAGUUGAGUUUACUCCUCAACAUAACUUUGUGAUAUAUGCUACUUUAAUAUCAUACCUUAUAUAUUGAUUAAAUGUUAUUAUAAAUUUUUAGAUAAUUUAUACCUACUCUAGAUAGAGCCUCUUGCUGCUAGACAACCGAUGAAAACAGGCCAGGUUUAUUACUUUAGUGUGCGUGACAAGGCACGUUUUACCCUCGCAAUUUAUAUGUCACUUUGUGUUAGUGUGCGUGCAUAGCUCAAAGUAAAGGUUAAAAGUCAACCUCAAUUUUUUUCGAUGCAUUUAGUUAGGUACAAGAAACACAUGAUUAAGAAAGUACUUAUCAAUGUGUUACUUACUUACAUUGCUUGAAACGACAAACUAAAUUCGUCGUAAAAAAAAAAGAUAAUACUUAUUUUGUUUGUGUUGCGAAGACUGUUAUUUAUACUUAAAUUAUUGAAUCAUUCCUCUAUUAAUAAUAUUUAUUUUUAAUGUUAUUUUAUUGUAUUUAUUGUCUUGGUUGAUUGUACAAUGUACCAUUAUGCUUUUUUAUGGAGUUUACGCAUAUUAUCACUACCACAGUUGUGUUUCUCUAAAAACAUAUUUGCUAAUAAUAUUUCCAUGCCCAGACAAUUUAAUAUAUACAAAUCUGCAUUCAACUUUCUAAUACAAUCAGUGACUCAUGGGGCUAUUUAAAUAUUUUAUACAUUAACCUAAGCCCAGUGGACAUUAAGUGUAUAAGUACAUACUCAUAUUAUUUAUAUAUAUAUACUAAUGGAACCGACAGACGUUGUCAUGUACACACGUCUUAAAUUUGAAAAAUCGGUCCAGCCGUUAGGAGGAGUUCACUAACAUACACAUGAGCAGGAGAAUUAUAUUAUAUGGACGGAAUUGAUAAUCUAAAUCAAUCUCAAAUUCACUGGAACACACAAAAAAAUCAUCAAAAUCGGUCCAGCCGUUUACGAGGUAGUUCAGUAGUGAAUCUAAACCAUUCUGGAAUCCACCUGAAGACACACACCAAUCUCAAAUUCACUGGAACACACAAAAAAAUCAUCAAAAUCGGUCCAUCCGUUUAGAAGGUAGUUCAAUUAUGAAUCUAAACCAUCCUCAAAUCCCCUUGAACUCACACAUAAAAUUUCAUCAAAAUCGAUCCAGCCGUCUAGGAGUAGUUCAGUGACAUACACACGCACACAAGAAAUAUAUAUAUUUAAUUAGUGUUUUAUGUCUGCAAAUUGGAAUAAUGAGAUUUCUUGGGAACUCACAAAGAAAGUCAUAAGUAGGUCAUAAGCUAUUUAAUAGGCAAUAUUUGGCAUAUAUAUCCAAUCGAUAUUACUUACUUUCGAUUUGAUGAUUAUUAUACUAAACAAACGUAUUAUUACACAAAUUAAAUUUGAAAACAAAAUUUAUGAACGAUGCGGGACUCGAACCCGCGACGUCUCGCGUUCCGUGCGAGCGCUGUUCAACUGAGCCAACCGUUUGAGUGACGUAAAGAUCAUAAAUCUUGAUGUCUUUGUUCAACUCUCAGGUUGUGGCUUCAUCUACUGUAACCUGUAGUGAAGCCACAACCUGAGAGUUGAAAAUAAGGGACGAGACGAGCAGGAUGUUCAGCUGAUGGUUAUUGAUACGCCUUGCCCAAUCCAAAAAUUCUAAGUGGUACUACAAUUGCGCUCGUCACUUGAGACAUAAGAAGUCUCAUUUGCCCAGUAAUUUCACUAGCUAGGUAACCCUUCAGACCGAAACACAAUAAUGUUUACACAUUAUUGCUUCACGGCAGAAAUAGGCGCCGUUGUGUUACCAGCCAUAAUAUAACCGGCAUGCUGCGCAAAGGAGCCUACCACUGGUACAAUAUUGUGAAUGAUGUUUGUGUAUAUUCAAAAACAAAUCUUGACUCAGGCAUGCUUCUUAGUAGCUAUAUAUUCUAUUCUAUUCUUUCUAGUGGCUUCUGUGGAAGGGGCACCACAACUCGCCAAUAUUUAUGAAAGCUAUAUAUUUAUGAAAAGCCCAAUAAAGUAGUGUUUUUACUGUCAAUAUUGAAAUGACUGAUUAUUUAUUUGUAUAUGAGUACAUGAAGCAGACCUUCUUGUUUCAAUAACUGUUGUAAUGGCUAUAUGUCAUCAUUAGGUAAGAAAUUAAUGUUCAGUAAACGUCGGGUUUCCCCUUAAAGUGAAAUCCAAUGGUUUGAAUAAUAUUAUUAUAUAAUAAUAGAAUGAUCGAAUAAUAAUGAUAUAAUGAAUUAAUAUAACAAUAAUGAUGAUAAAAUUAGUUGUGAAUUUUGGUAAGUCAAACUAGCAUUGAUUUAAAUUAUAUUUGUAAUAAAUUGAUAUUAGCGACUUCUUUCUUUUGUUGAAUGUAUAUACCUAACAAUGUAAAAAAGUUCAAAUGUUAAAAUUUGUGUUGUUAUAAAACAUGUGGCAGCCGAACUGUCUAGUUGAAUGAUAAUAAUUAUUAAUGAAUACAAAUCACUGACCUCUACUUUAUACCACUGGACUGGCGGCUGUCAAAGUACUUUUGUGCCUGUUUGAUAUUCGCCGUUUUGGCGCUGUUUGCCAUGUAGCAAGAAUCUGCGGUACGAAAACUAGUGAUGACAACCUUAGCAAACAUCGAUGCAAAAGUACUUCAGAGUAUUGUAUUAUAUGUUCCUUCUCAGCUAUUUGUAUUAUACGUCAAAAUUAGUUCUCUGGACGCUCGCGAGUGGCGCUUCAAAUAGGCACACAAAAUUUGCUGUCAAACAUAUUAUGGAACAGCCUGUCCAGUGGUAUUUAUACAGGUCAGUGAUACAAAGUUACCAAUCUUAUUGCUUCUACAGAAUUUCCAUUGCAGGGUUACUUCAAUAAAUUAUAAUUUACUAAAACCACUUAUUGAAACACACCACAUGGGAAUCUGUUUGAUAAUUUUUGAGGUAAUUUGCAUUCAGCUAGACAUUUUCUGUGUUAUUAAUAAACUCGAAGUAAAGUUCCAACUUUAAAACUGUGUCUGUGUUUUUACAAAAAAGUUAAACAUGUGUUGAACUCUUGUUUUAAAAAGGUCUUUCUGUUGUUUAGUGUUCAUCAAUGUGUUCAAUAUAUUAUAUUAUUAUAGAAGAUUUAGAUUGUAUGAUGACAGAUAGAUGACAGCUGCAAAAAUUGUGUUGCAUUCGUUUAAUUUUUCCUGUACACUUUAGUUGUGCUUUACAACAUUUUAGUUCAACACAAGCUAAACAGUGUUUUGUAAUAGAAAAAGAUAAACUCCAUUCUAGAUGUUGUUAUUGUCAGGUCACUGACAUUGUUAUAGUUAAGUCACUGUCUAACAACACAUGUCCAACAGCUGUUCCCAAUAUUCAGUCUUUCGCUUACAUGAGAUAAAAUUCGUAAAAACUAUCAUUGACUUUUCUGUCUUAAUAAACUUAUUGAUGGUAACUCACCUUAUCCGUACAUGCUGUCUGUCAAUGGUACGACAUAUAGCUUUUUUUAAUAACACCGUUAUACUUUUGUCACUACGGAAUUAAAUGACAGGGAGAAGUAAUUUUAAACUUGGAGCAACUUUACAUUGUGUUUAUUAAUAGGACAGGCUAUGUUCUUGUUUGUUUUAGAUCAUUGUAUCAUAAUUUAUUGCUCAUUGAGUUUAAGAAUGUACCUGAUAUAAAUCAAUGUUACUUUUAUGAGAAUGGUGCUGAUGUAAACAGAGUUUUGCAAAAAUAUAUAUAAUUAAUGGUAAUAAUAAAUUUACAAUUUA
Leptidea sinapis is the source of this 9577-nucleotide messenger RNA. It is a transcript of the gene capu, whose product is annotated as formin-2-like. Gene Ontology annotation, biological process: cortical actin cytoskeleton organization; actin filament network formation. The record is from RefSeq and is a predicted model, not a curated record. The transcript is spliced from 10 exons. Gene Ontology annotation, cellular component: cytoskeleton; cytoplasm. Gene Ontology annotation, molecular function: actin filament binding. Lineage: Eukaryota; Metazoa; Arthropoda; Insecta; Lepidoptera; Pieridae. The coding region runs from base 116 to 4657 and encodes 1513 amino acids.